GCCGGCCGCUGACACCCAGGGACCCACUGGAGGAAGGAAACGCUUCUUCCCCUGUCAGGAAGAAGCCGAUCGCGGCCAGGAACUCCGGCACCAGAGGAAGGCGAGGCUCAUGUCCAUCGCAGCCUAGGCGCCCCUCAGCCGGGCCCCCGAGGACCCUCCGCGGCCCCACCAUGGCCCUCUGCCUGAAGCAGGUGUUCAACAAAGACAAGACCUUCCGCCCCCGCAAGAAGUUCGAGCCGGGCACCCAGCGCUUCGAGCUGUACAAGAAGGCCCAGGCCUCCCUCAAGUCCGGGCUGGACCUCCGCGCCGCCGUCCAGCUGCCCCCCGGGGAGAGCAUCAACGACUGGAUCGCCGUGCACGUGGUGGACUUCUUCAACCGCAUCAACCUCAUCUACGGCACCAUGGCGGAGUCCUGCACGGCCCUCAGCUGCCCGGUCAUGGCCGGCGGGCUCCGCUACGAGUACCGCUGGCAGGACGAGCACCGCUACAGGCGACCGGCCAAGCUCCCGGCCCCCCAGUACAUGGCCAUGCUCAUGGACUGGAUCGAGACCCUCAUCAACAACGAGGAGAUCUUUCCCACCCGCGUCGGUGUGCCCUUCCCCAAGAACUUCCAGCAGGUAUGCACCAAGAUCCUCACCCGCCUCUUCCGUGUCUUCGUCCACGUCUACAUCCACCACUUCGACAGCAUCAUCUCCUUGGGGGCUGAGGCCCACGUCAACACCUGCUAUAAGCACUUCUACUACUUCAUCCGCGAGUUCAGCCUGGUGGACCACCGCGAGCUGGAGCCCCUGAGAGAAAUGACGGAAAGGAUCUGCCACUGAGGCAGUGUCUGUGGAGCAUCCAGAGUGGGUCCGGGACCUCAGCACCCACCCCGCAACCCGGGGUGGGGGCGUCCUGGACAUGGACAGAGCCCUGGGACCCCCCCAACCACCGGCAUCGGACCAGCCUCCCUCAGGACCAAAAGCGGUUGGAGGCCGGGGGCAGUCGGGAUAACCUGUCGGAGCUUCUCCCCACCCACCUCAGGGCCCUGGACCACCCUCCCCCAGCCCUCACUGAAGCAGCGAGGGGGUCGCUGAGGACAGACAGCAGGGGGUUUCUUCCUUCCCUGGGCAAUCUCCCCUUUUCCAAGGUUUGUGGACGGAGUGGGAGACGGGGGCCAGCCGGCCCUGGUCGUUCGGACCAACAGUAGUGAUUUGGGGAAAGCCUGGGUUUCCAGCCGAAGACCGGGGCCCCGUCUUCCCCCCAGUUUCUCCAAGGGCUACCCGGGCCUGUCGUACUUCCCUGCACUGAGCCACUAGUGAUGCUGUGAACCCCUGUCCCCAUUGCUGUGGAAACCAGGACCGGAGGACACAGAGCCAAGGCUAAGAGCCACCUCCCCCAGUCCACUGGGGUGGUUUCUGAUCGGUCAAGCCGAGCUCCGAGCAUCUCGCCGAGUCCCAGGGUGGGCGGGGACCUUAGAGAGGUCAUUUGGUCCAUCCCCCUGCUUCCAAGCCAUCUCCAGCCAGGGGAAGAAUCUCUCCUGUUCUGUGCCUUGGCUUCCUGAGCCACCCGUCUCCCGAAUGGAGUUCAGUCUCCCAUCUGAGCAUCAGGGAAGAGGUCAGACCUCCUCUCUGCCUCCUGCUUUGCCACCUGAACGUCUGUGGAGGGGGGAAAAACCACUUUGCAUUGAUGAGACUACGCUCCAACAGUCCCCAUUUGGGCUGUUGAGACGCCACCGGAUAAAGCAGCCAUUUCAGGGCUGCAUGAAGAUAUCCCGAGGCCAAGAGGAGGGAUCCCCGUUUCCCUCACCAGAGACAGGUCCAUCUGCCUUCCCCCGGGAACGCUCCCGCCCUCGGGGGCGUUCCCUAUGGAUCUCGGGAUCGGCAGAUUUCAGAAUCAAAGCCGGCUCGGAGGAAGGAAUUGCCAUCUUGAUCCGUCCCUGCGGUGCGGCCUGUGUCGCUGCCUGACUCUGGGCUGGCUGACCGAAUCGGGGAAGGGGAGACCGCUGGGUGUUAGGGCCCGGCCGUAGGUGGACCGGCAGGGCACGGGACGCACGUCCGGCCUCGGUUUCCCCAGGCCCGCGUGCACGCUUGUUCUAGAAG
Molecule: messenger RNA, 2081 nt
Organism: Tachyglossus aculeatus (Australian echidna)
Lineage: Eukaryota; Metazoa; Chordata; Mammalia; Monotremata; Tachyglossidae
Gene: MOB3C
Product: MOB kinase activator 3C
Exons: 4
Coding region: 171-821 (216 amino acids)
Biological process (GO): positive regulation of protein phosphorylation; signal transduction
Cellular component (GO): cytoplasm; nucleus
Molecular function (GO): protein kinase activator activity
Source: RefSeq, a predicted model, not a curated record